AGGGGCGGGACCGGAAGGGGCGGAAAGCCGCCGUCCUUGGUGUUGUGGUCCCCGAACCUCUGAGCUCCUUUGCGCGUGGUUGCCGCGUCCUCCGGGGAGCGGCUGCGGGUGCUGCCUUGAUUGCCGCUGGCGAUGGCAACCAUGCUCCGCAGGGUGGUGUGCAGGAGAACCAAUAGGUUAGUACCAACUUUGGGAUGCUUGGGCUCCAGGCAAAAGCACAAUCUCCCUGACUUGCCUUAUGAUUAUGGUGCAUUGGAGCCUCACAUUAAUGCACAGAUCAUGCAGUUGCAUCACAGCAAACAUCAUGCCACUUAUGUGAAUAACUUGAAUGUUACAGAAGAGAAAUAUAAAGAGGCUCUGGCAAAGGGUGAUGUUACUGCUCAGGUAGCUCUCCAGCCUGCACUGCGGUUCAAUGGUGGUGGUCAUAUCAAUCACACUAUUUUCUGGACAAACCUUAGCCCAAAUGGUGGAGGAGAACCCAAAGGGGAAUUGAUGGAAGCCAUCAAACGUGAUUUUGGUUCUUUCGAAAAAUUUAAGGAGAAGUUGACAGCUGUGUCAGUUGGUGUUCAAGGUUCAGGAUGGGGUUGGCUUGGCUUCAAUAAGGAGCAAGGACGGCUGAAGAUUGCUUCUUGUUCUAACCAAGAUCCUUUGCAAGGAACAACAGGUCUUAUUCCUCUACUGGGAAUUGAUGUGUGGGAACAUGCUUAUUACCUUCAAUAUAAAAAUGUUAGACCUGAUUAUCUAAAAGCAAUCUGGAAUGUAAUCAAUUGGGAGAAUGUAUCUGAAAGAUACUCGGCUUGUAAAAAGUAGAGCAGUACUUUAUUCACUGUUUAAAUUUUUGCUCUUGUUGAAGCUAUUUUUGUAGUGUGUGGCACUGUAAUUUGUUAAUGAGUUGUUAUCCAUAACUCUUAAAUUACCUGUAAAAAUUGUAUGUAAGCAAAUUGUUUAAUGCCAUGAAAGAUCUUUUAUUUUCAAAGCUUUUCGGUUUUGUGCAAUAAUAAUAAUAGUAUGCAUAAUAACUUUAGAGAUUGAGUGUGGGUCUUGUGAAUGUUUCAGAUAAAUGGACAUGAUGCUUAAUGGACAUGACUAUUGUCUCGAUUAGAAAAAGCCCAACAACACAAAUAAGCACAGUCCAGAAGAUCCGUUCUUAUGAUAACUGUUUCCAGAGAAGCCUUUAAUCUGGUGGUAUAAGAACUAUAACACCUUGAUUAUCUAACAGUGAAGUCUAUUUAAGAAAGUGAUCUAGAAUGGGGUUGAGGUAGGCAGGAGAGAAUAAAUUUCAAACAAAAUUAAAAAAAAACAACAACAUUAAAAAUUUCACAUGUAAUUGGGAAAUGUUUAGAUAUAUUUAAAAAAUAAAGUUCUAACAAAAACAUUCCUUUUUGUACAUGACUUUAAAAUAAUAGCUUUUUAUUUUUCAAGAUACAUGCAAAGAUUUCAAUAUUCAGCUAUAUCCUGUACAGUGUCAUGGAAUACAUGAAAGCAACAAACUAUGGAAAAAUAAAUAUGUACACAUUUAGUA
Molecule: messenger RNA, 1522 nt
Organism: Sarcophilus harrisii (Tasmanian devil)
Lineage: Eukaryota; Metazoa; Chordata; Mammalia; Dasyuromorphia; Dasyuridae
Gene: SOD2
Product: superoxide dismutase 2
Exons: 5
Coding region: 133-810 (225 amino acids)
Biological process (GO): superoxide metabolic process
Cellular component (GO): mitochondrion
Molecular function (GO): superoxide dismutase activity; metal ion binding
Source: RefSeq, a predicted model, not a curated record